Molecule: messenger RNA, 4579 nt
Organism: Gryllus bimaculatus (two-spotted cricket)
Lineage: Eukaryota; Metazoa; Arthropoda; Insecta; Orthoptera; Gryllidae
Source: the annotation of a GenBank genome assembly
AUGCCAAUGCGGCGUGUGGUCUUGUUGCAGCUCCAGCAGCGAAUCCCCGAAGCUGCGCAUGGGCUCGCUGGCGAGCGGCGGCGGGGGCGGCGGGCCGGGCCCGUCCGCCUCCAGCAGCGCGUUCCUCGUUCGCCGUGGGCGCUGAGCAUCUGUCGGUGGCAUUGCCGCGUGGCACCCGCGGGCGCCGGCGCCCCCGCCGCCCCGCCCUCCGCGCCGCCCGCGGGCCCUCGCGCCCCACGCCGGCCGGCCCGGCGGGCGCCAGGGCCCGGGCGCCGCAGUCGCCGUCGCAGCCUGUGCGCAGUGUGCGGCGACACGGCCGCGUGCCAGCACUACGGCGUGCGCACCUGCGAGGGCUGCAAGGGCUUCUUCAAGCGCACCGUGCAGAAAGGCUCCAAAUACGUGUGCCUCGCCGACAAGGCGUGCCCUGUGGACAAGAGGCGUCGCAACCGCUGCCAAUUCUGCCGCUUCCAGAAGUGCCUGGCCGUGGGAAUGGUCAAGGAGGUGGUGCGCACAGACUCGCUGAAAGGCCGCAGAGGGCGCCUGCCCUCCAAGCCCAAGAGCCCGCAAGAGUCGCCGCCGUCGCCGCCCGUGUCUCUCAUCACGGCGCUGGUGCGGGCGCACGUGGACACCACGCCGGAUCUCGCCAACCUCGACUAUUCACAGUAUCGUGAGCCUACACCCACCGAACCAGCCAUCAGCGAGGCAGAGAAAAUUCAACAAUUUUAUAAUCUCCUUACAACCUCCGUCGACGUGAUCCGCACGUUUGCUGAUAAGAUUCCGGGCUUCCAAGACCUCAGCCGCGAUGACCAGGAGCUUCUAUUUCAGUCAGCUUCGUUGGAGUUGUUCGCCCUGCGGCUGGCCCACAGAACACGUCCUGAUGACACCAAGUUGACUUUCUGCAAUGGUGUGGUUCUCGAUAGACAGCAGUGCCAGCGCAGUUUUGGGGAUUGGUUACAUGCCAUAAUGGAUUUUUGUCAGUCAUUACAUGCCAUGGACAUUGACAUCUCAGCUUUUGCGUGUUUGUGUGCUUUAACAUUGGUUACAGAACGCCAUGGCUUGAAAGAACCUCACAAAGUAGAACAGCUCCAAAUGAAGAUAAUUAGUUCACUGCGAGACCAUGUAACCUACAAUGCUGAGGCUCAACGAAAGGCUCAUUAUUUCUCCCGUCUGUUGGGCAAGUUACCUGAACUAAGAUCACUAAGUGUCCAAGGCCUGCAAAGGAUUUUCUAUCUUAAGUUAGAAGACCUUGUACCUGCGCCACCUCUCAUUGAAAAUAUGUUUGUGGCUAGCCUUCCCUUCUGAACUGCUUCCAGGUGUCUUCGCAGCUACGUAGGUACCUUCAGACAUUGUCUUUUUGAAGCUUAGUUCCUCCACCAUGUCUCCUGUGAAAUAAGCUUCUUCUAUCAACAAAAACAAAGAAAGUCCACUUGAUGUAUUUGCAGACUAUCCUUAUAGUUGAAGGUACCGUGAAUCUACUCUUCAGUGCUCUGAAUAUCCAAUAAAUAAGCAGCUAUAACAAACUCUGAUACUUCUUAGUGACUUUUCUACUUCUCAUAUUGAUAUUGAAAAGACAAGUUAUAUAAGUAUAUAUUUGUUUUAUAUGUUAAUAAUAUAUUUUGUUGUUGGCUAGAAGCAAUUGUUCAUACAAGACACAUUAAAUUGUUUGCAAUUAGUGCAUUACGAAAACUUUGAAAUAGUAAGGUACCUCAGUCCUCACAUUUUACUUUGUGUGAGGAAUUUAAUAAUGUGCUGGCAAGUGGAAGUGUUUCUUUGCACUGUCCUUGAAAGAGUUGCUUUCACAGUGAGGAAUUGGUGCUUUGUAUGGAAAGUGAUGUUUUUAAGAAGAAACUGUGAUGGUUUGGUGAUGUGGCUUUACAUUUUGUAGUUACAUUUAAUAAAGACUUCUCAACACUCUCUGUGUUGAUAAUUGUUUUGAAGAAUGACUUAUUCAGGAGUGAUCUGGGAAGUGAAAUCUGUGAUGGUGCUUGACUUGCCAUAACUGGAGGCUGGGACCUUUAGUAUUUCAAACAAUUGAUAAGCAAGACUUUUUGUGAUACAGACUGGAUGAAUUUGCUGUACAAGUUGUGUGUAUUUUAUUAAGAGUAUGUAUAUAUGGAAGAGAUCUGCUUGUGCAGGAUUGUGCAAGAAUAACCAAAGAGUUUGGAUUUCACGCACAACAAGCCGUCAUUUCAGAGAAAUUUUUUUGGAAGUAGCAAUAUUUUUAUUUCCAGUUCAUUGUGCUAUAUCACAUAGAAGUUACCAAUAUAACCUAAUACAUUAACCAAGGAGCCAAGAGACAAUCCAGACUGGCAGUUAUUAAACUAGAGCUUGCUAGUCACUCGAGGAAAUAAGUUCAGACUUAUUGCCGGCCAACUGCACGAGUGCAUUAUUUUUUCACAUGCUUACCAUUCUGUCCAUUCAGAGAUAAUUAAAACAUUUGCUGUAUGAGAUAAGUUAGCUCAUAAUGAAUGUUGCAAGUGUAAUUAAUACAUUCACUUGCUUUUGAGCUGAGCAUGUGAAUAUCAAGUAUCUUGAUGUUGAGAUUACACCUUUUGACUUUGUUUGCUAGAUGUUGUCUCUAAUUCACUUAUAUCCUUUCAUAUAUCUGUUGCCAUAAUGCCAGAGUUUGUUGGCAGACCAUUGGAGACUUAAAUUUUGUCUUCAUUGCAUUGUAAGAAGUGUUAUGUAUUUGAUGGGCUUUAUUGUAGAUGUUAUAAAUUAUUUUCAAUAUCACUUCUAUACAGAAUACAUUCUAGUGUGUGUAGAUUAUAUUUUGAGGUACAAAGGUUAGACUAAGCAGUAUAAUUUACAAAAGCAUUUAACAGCAGUGACUGGUCUGUCAUCUGCAUUUCAAUUCCCAGGUUUUGAGUUUUUUUAAUGUAUCAAAACAUAGUUGAGCUAUCAACUGUAUUACAUUUUAAAAAAAUCUGUUACACAGAAGAAAAUGUUACCUUAGCUCAAUUAAUGAAUUGUUGGGAAUUGAAAACUGUUACAUUUUUAUUGUACUUGUUUCAUAUGUAUGACAGACCUUCAACAUUUACAUACAUAUGUAUUAAAACUGGGUGCCUACCCUUGCCUGACUAUGAUGUGCCGUAUAGUUGUUUGUUACAGCACCUAUAUAUUGAUAGGUGUACUAGUAUUAACAGAUUUUUCCAUAUUUUCAUCAUAUCAAUCUUAGUGAGAUGUUUGUAAUGUCCGGGAGCUAAGGAGGAGGAUCAUUCUUGUACUGCCUUGGAAUAUGAUACUGCCUUUUUGAAAGUGUAGGGCUGUAUGAGUGUUUAGAUGUAGAUGUAAAACCAACUGCUACUUCUGCUCUAAAGAGACUUGUCAGAAGUUUUGAUGUUGUUCAAUAGUGAUCUUCUUUUGCAUUCAUUUAGGACAGUCAGUUUUGAUGUUGUGUUGCAGUAUUUACAGAUGUGCUAAAAUUGUGUGUACUAAUGUUGAUAUCCUUUCUGGCAGCCUCAUAUUAGCAUUUCUUUCUGUCUCUAUUUACUUAUAUAUUAGCUAUGUGAUUGCUGUAAUUAAUGUAAAUGUGAGUGUGCAUAGUCAUCUCCACUGAUGUUAAAAUCAUUCAUUUUGGAUAUGCAUUGACAUUUUACAAUGCAUUUGCCCAUAUGUAAAAUAGUCACUAAAUCAAGUUACCAUAAUUUAAGAAAAACUGUUAAAUUAUAUAUAUGAUAUAUUCACCACCAAGAACUCUUGAUUAUUUUGCACAGAAUCAAUUAUUCUGUCUCUUAAAAAGAUCUUUAUUCUUUAUAUUUGUUUGUACUUAACUUAUAGUACAUAUAUUUUAGUUACACAAUCAGUCUCUCAACCAUUGAUAGUUUAGAUGAUGUUUCUAAAUUUUAAAAUAAAGUGUAUAUUUGUUAAGAAAAAUAAGACACAUAUCACUCAUUCUAUAAUGAUGUAAAUAUAUUUUUAAGACUUCUCAUACCUUUUACACUCAAAAAGGAAAGAUGUUUAUUUACAGAGAUUUCAUAGUGCAUUGAACAUUAUGAACAUUAUUUUGUACCUGCUUUUUUUCUACACUGUAUAACAUAAUACCAUGAAACAAUUUAAAAGUACAUGAGAGAGAAGCAAGAAAAUACAUUUGUAGCUUCUCUAAAAACAUUUCGUAUGUGGUGUACAUAGCUAUGGCUUUAAUGUGAUAUCUUGACAUGGUGCAAUGUGUUUGAUGCCGAGUAACUAUGAUACCAAAGAUUUAUGAUGAUUUAAUUUUAUUUUCUUGGCACAUAAGCAUGUAGGUCAAAUACUAUCUUUAAAAUAUGAAAUGCCCUUUCAAUUAGGUAUAAUGUUAUUGACUCUCCUUUUCUAAGAGAAGCUAUUUUCUUGGAAUUGUCAUAUAUAUUGGGCACAUAUAAAAUUUGAUUUGCUUAUUCAAAGGCUAUUUUACCACAUAAUAUAGAUUUUCUUACUUAUUCUAACUAUAUAAAUAUUCAUAUAUAUACAUAAGCAAUUAUACAUGACAACCUAGACACUUUUUAAAUCAGACGGUGUUCUUCCACACAUCAACUCUCCAUGAAUGUUCUGACUCUUGUUAAAAAACAAUAAAGAGCUUUACAGUGCGUUAAUCUUGAAA